Molecule: messenger RNA, 1724 nt
Organism: Schistosoma spindalis
Lineage: Eukaryota; Metazoa; Platyhelminthes; Trematoda; Strigeidida; Schistosomatidae
Source: the annotation of a GenBank genome assembly
GGAAGUCGUUAAGUGAAAGCUUCUUCUAUUCCGUCGACAACCAUUUUAACAGUUUGACCAUUGUGAGUCUUUUUCAAACACUGUACGCUGAAGGCCACUACUAGUGCGUAAUAUGAAUAAACUGAGAACUGUGUUUUCCCGUGGUGGCCUUAUCAAUAAAAUAUGGAAGCGUUUUAUAAACCUUCAGGAGUAUCAGUGCAAAAAGUUGAUGUCAGAUCAUGGCAUUAACGUGCAAAGGUUCGUGCUUGUCAGGAACCCUAGUGAGGUUGAUACGGCAAAAAACAAUUUCAGAGUCAAAGAGUAUGUUAUAAAAGCUCAGAUACCGGCAGGUGGUAGAGGAAUGGGCGUUUUUCGUGAUGGGUUUAAAGGUGGCGUCCAUCUUACGCAGGAUCCAGAUGAAAUGGCACUCAUAGCGUCGAAGAUGCUUGGAAACCACCUUGUCACUAAGCAAACGGCAUCUUCGGGUAUGCUUGUCAGUCAAGUCAUGGUAGCAGAGGCACUUGAUAUUCACCGAGAAACAUAUUUUGCUAUUUUAAUGGAUCGAACAUCUAACUCCCCAAUCAUGGUAGCAUCUAGCCAAGGUGGAAUGGAUAUUGAAGAAUUAGCUAAACGUUGUCCAUCUGAGAUUAUCAAGGAACCUAUUGAUAUAAGUGUCGGAGUAACUGAGGACCAGGCAUCGAGAUUCGCCACAGCUCUGGGGUUCAAUCCACAUACUCAAUUAUAUGAACAAGCCUGCAAACAAAUUCAAAAACUGUACAAGAUGUUCACAGCUUUAGAUUGUGUUCAGGUUGAAGUUAAUCCUUUUGGUGAGACAAAGGAUGGUCAGAUUGUAUGUUUUGAUGCUAAAUUAGCUUUCGACCAGAAUGCAAUAUACCGCCAACCAGAAGUUCUUAAAAUGGCCUUGGAUGUUGAGGCUGUUGAAGUGGCUGCUUCUGGUCCGAAGAGUGCAGCAGCCUUAGAAGCAGAUGCUACACACAAUGGUUUAAACUAUAUUGGUUUAGACGAUGGGAAUAUUGGUUGUAUUGUCAAUGGAGCUGGAUUGGCUAUGGCUACUAUGGAUUUGAUUCAUUAUCAUCAUGGUAAACCUGCUAAUUUUCUUGAUCUGGGGGGAAGUGUCACCAUGUCUCAAGUUGAAAAAGCAUUCCACAUACUUGCCAGAGACUCCCGAAUUGAUUGCAUUCUGGUGAAUAUAUUUGGUGGGAUCGUUAACUGUAAAACAAUUGCUGAAGGUCUUAUAUCGGCUUUAAAGAAUGGUAUCGUUAAUAUACCGGUUGUUGUUAGGCUUCAGGGUAAUAAUGCUGUCGAAGCUCAAUCCCUUAUUUCUAACAGCGGUUUAGAGUUGGUUGCCGUCAACAGCUUAGAAGAAGCGGCGUCACUUGCAGUUUGGAAAGCAGCGUGCAUACGUGAUAACUCCUUAACCUGUGAUUCAGUUGCUUAAUUUUAUGUAUUUAUGCAUGUAUAAUAUGCAAUUCACUUUUCUCUGUGCUUCCAUCUAAUCAUUCAAAGUUGUAUCUAUUUGGCGACGUCGUUGAGUGCUUUUCGUUCUAACAUUACUUGCUACUUUACGAAGUAAAUCAUUUCAAUGUAUUUACAUAGACAACUAAAAAUUUCAAAUGAAUUUACUAUCUUACUUCCAACGCUUUUACUUUGUUCACUAUGACUUAUCUCCCAAAUAAAGGUUUGGCCACAUAUUGUGAAAUAAAAAUUUUCACUAUGAUUACAAA